GAAUUCGCAAAAUCCCUCUUCUCCCGUCGCCGCCUUCUUCAACGGUACCGGCGCUGAAAUCGCAACUCGCCGGUGAUUUUUCGUAGUCUACUCAAUAAUUGAAUUCGAUAUCCCUCCUAGAAUUGAGAUGAAGAAAUCGGAGCCCGCGGUGGCAGCUUCUACUAAAAUCACAUUCGAUGACAGUGAUGACUACGAAUCUUCCUCUGAUGAAGAGGAUGCUAUAAAACGUGAGAUUGCAGCUGAAGUAACUUUCGAGGAGCUGCAGAGGGCGAGGUCUGAUGGUUCUGAUUUGGUUUUUAGGAAGCCUAAGCCGGAGAAAAAGGGCGGUCGAGCUAAUAAGAAUAGGCCGAUGGAAAUCAGCAGCAAGAAGCCUAUUAGUAGAUUUAGAGAAGUUAUUCAAGCUCCUAAAAAGGUUAUACGGGAUCCUCGUUUUGAAUCAUUAUGCGGCAAUCUGGAUGUGGAUGGGCACAAGAAGAGAUAUAAUUUUAUUUAUGAAAAUACUCUUCCUGCAGAAAAAGAGGAACUUAAGAAACAGAUGAAGAAAACAAAAGAUCCCAAAGCCGUCGGUGAACUAAAAGACCAAUUAACUCGGAUUGAUAAAGAAUUGAAGUCAGUAGCAGUGAAGCGUACAGAGAAGGACAUUUUGGCUGAGCAUAAGAAGAAAGAGAGGGAUGCUGCGAAGAAAGGAAAACAACCUUACUAUCUGAAAAAAUCUGAAAUUCAGAAGCAAAAGCUUGCUGAGAAAUUCAAGGAGCUCAAGGAGUCGGGCAAACUGGAGUCUUUUAUCGAGAAAAAGAGACGGAGGAAUGCUGCAAAGGACCACAGAUUCAUGCCAUACCGACGCCCUACUGAGCAAGGGGACCAGUAGGUUGACGGGCAUACUACACUAUUGGGGGUUUGAGAAAAAGAAAGAUGCUGGACUUUUCUUGUUACUGUAUUUAUGAGUAGCAUCAUAACUGAAUCGGCUAAUUUUGUUGGUUUGAAAGCUUUGAUAUGCACUAAACUCAAAAUUGUGUAUGAGACUGUAGUUAUAUAAGUAAUAUAUUCGAAAACGUGGAAUUUUUAGCA
Molecule: messenger RNA, 1068 nt
Organism: Salvia hispanica
Lineage: Eukaryota; Viridiplantae; Streptophyta; Magnoliopsida; Lamiales; Lamiaceae
Source: RefSeq, a predicted model, not a curated record